GACUGUAGUCUCACAACUUUUGAUUUCUGAUAAUGUUCAAGAGGACGCGUGGCCUCUUCGUCACCCCGCUUGGCUUUUUAUUCUCCGUUUGAAAUAACGGUUGGUGCUUUUAUUCUGAAAGGCGUGCGAACGUCGUGCCAGGGCGAGUUCCGCUCUGAUCAGCUGAUGUCAGUGUAAACAGAAAACAGAGUGUAUGUAUGUGUGUGUGUGUGUGUGUGUGUGUGUGUCCGUGUGUGUGUGAGAGAGAGAGACCGUGUGGGUGAAACUGAGGCAGCCGUAUUUCGCCAUCACUCAGCUAACGUCCGUUGUAGACGAUAAAUGCGGGAUGUGCGGUGUGUGCGUGACGGUGUGAUGUGUCGGGGGACAGUGGCCGCGCGCUGUGUGCUGCAGUAGCGAAGUUCGGCUCAGAGGGGCUUAAAACAUCACAUGCAGCCCCACAGAGGGCCCGCGUGAGACGGAGCAGCUGGAUCUGACUUCACGGGACCGGACCGGUUCGAGCAGGGUCCAUGGAGGAGCUGGAGCCGGAGGAGCAGUUCCUGCAGUAUGCCAGGAAUGGAGAUCUGCCAGGGAUUCAGAGGCUCCUCAUGUCCAAGAUAAGGGAGGAGACGCAGAUCAACAUAAACUGCAAAGGUAAGAAGAAGUCUAACCUGGGAUGGACGCCUCUUCACUUGGCCUGUUACUUUGGACACAAAGAUGUAGUGGAGGAACUGCUGAAGGCCGGGGCCGACGUCAACCUGCCCAAUAAUAUCGGAGACACACCGCUGCACAAAGCCGCCUUCACAGGAAGAAAGGAGGUUGUCAUGCUGCUGCUGCACUAUGAUGCAUGUGCUACUGUCAUCAAUGGGACAGCACAGAUUCCCAAAGAUGUCACUCAAAACCCAGAGAUCAGAAGCAUGCUGGAAGCGGCCGAGAGAACAGAGGAGAGGAAACUGGAGGAGGAACUUCUGGAAGCUGCACGAGAAGGAAACCUUUCAACUCUCACUCAGCUGCUCAGCAGGAAAAAACCUCCAGACAUCAACUGCACAGAUCUGCUGGGAAACACUCCGCUGCACUCUGCAGCCUAUCGGGGCCAGAAGCAGUGUGCCCUGAAGCUGCUCAGGAGCGGAGCCAGCCCCGACAUCAAAAACAAGAAUGGCCAGACAGUUUUUGACCUUGCGAGCGAUGCAGCAAUAAAGCAGGUCCUUGAAGGCAACGUUCAUCGAGGUAUGACCCGCCAUGUCAAGAAGUACGAGGGACUUCUCUUUAAGAGUUCACGAUUCUUCGGCUGGCGCUCCUACUGGGUCGUCCUUCAAGACGGGGUUUUAUCCUGGUACCCGAAACAGUCGGACGCGGCAGCUAAUGUCAGGAGACAAGGCUGUAAGUCGCUCACAGGCGCUCACUGUCUGAUUCGAGCCAAAGACAACUGCUUUUUUACCCUCAAGUGCUUCGAUGACAGCGUGCAUCACUUCAAAGUGUCGCCUAAAAACGACCCGGAGGCGACGAGAAAGGCCUGGCUGGACUCUCUGGAAGAGCACUCGGCCUUCAGCACACACUACUGCUCCCAAGAGCAGGGCAGCGAGGAGGAGGAGGACGAGGAAGUGAUGUCACUCGGGCAGCUCACAGACUCGCUACAGGCAGCCGAGGCCAGCCACAAGAAACUGGAAGAGGAGGUGGCAGCUUUCGUGGCCAUGCUGAAAAACGACGGGCUGGCAGAAAGGUUUCCAUCUGCAGUGCUGCAGAAAAUGCAAGAAAUCCACGAGCUGUCCAGCGAGACCAGUUCCAGCCUGAGCGUCUGUCUCGGCUUCUUCUCCAGGCAGGAAGGGGUGCGCAGUGUGAAAUUGGAGCAGGAAGUGGAGAAGAAUAAGAUCCUCUCCGAAGCGCUGCAGACUCUCGCCACGGAGCACCACGAACUUGAGCAAUCCGUCGUCAAGGGAUCGUCGCCGCGCAGCGCCCUCAGCGAGGAUGAGUUCCACGACGCCGUGUCUGAAUCGGACUCUGAGCUCUCCCUGAGUGGCUUCGAGACGGUGGCCAGCCGUUCCUUUGACGAGGACGAGGAGGAGGACGAAGGCUCUGUCAUGUUGAGCAGCCCUUGCAGCAGCCCCACCAGCAUGUUGCAGGAGGAUCACCAUGGAGACAAGGACGGGGCUCAACCCAACGGGAUCACAAAGCACAGAACCAGUUUACCUGCACCGAUGUUUUCAAGAAAUGACUUCAGUAUUUGGAGUAUCCUGAGGAACUGCAUUGGAAUGGAGCUCUCCAAAAUAACAAUGCCGGUGAUUUUCAACGAGCCGCUCAGCUUUCUGCAGCGCCUGACAGAGUACAUGGAACACACUUAUCUCAUCCACCGGGCCAACACCUCCUCAGACUCCAUUGAGAGGAUGAAGUGUGUGGCUGCGUUUGCGGUGUCGGCUGUGGCCUCCCAGUGGGAGCGGACGGGGAAACCCUUCAACCCUCUGCUGGGAGAAACCUAUGAACUGGUCAGAGACGACCUGGGCUUCCGGCUCAUAUCGGAGCAGGUGAGCCACCACCCUCCGGUCAGCGCGUUCCACGCUGAAGGCCUGGAACAAGACUUUGUGUUUCAUGGGUCCAUCUACCCCAAGCUCAAGUUCUGGGGCAAGAGUGUGGAAGCCGACCCGAAAGGCAUCAUCACGCUGGAGCUGCCCAAGCACAAUGAAGCCUACACAUGGACAAACCCUACGUGUUGUGUUCACAACAUCAUCGUGGGCCAGCUGUGGAUCGAGCAGUAUGGAAAUGUGGAGGUGAUCAACCACAAAACUGGUGAAAGGUGCUGCCUGAAUUUCAAACCGUGUGGCCUUUUUGGCAAAGAACUGCACAAGGUCGAAGGGUAUAUUCUGGAUAAAAGCAAAAAGAAGCUGUGUGCUCUCUACGGGAAGUGGACGGAGUGCCUGUAUGUCGUUGACCCCGCUGGAUUCGAGGCACAUAAGAAGAACGACAAGAGGGGGGCGGAAGAGAAGAAAGGCAAUAAGGCGGCGAGCAGUGAGGCUCAGGAGGAGGUUGCCUCUCCGGCAGCAGACACGGUGGAGGUGAUCCCUGGCAGCCAGCUGCUGUGGAGGAUCGCACCCAGACCGGCCAACUCUACCCAGAUGUACAGCUUCACCAACUUCGCGAUGCAACUGAACGAGAUGCGCGGGGACAUGGAGGGAGUCAUUCCUCAGACCGACUGCAGGCGGAGACCCGAUAUUCGAGCCAUGGAGAACGGUGACAUUGACCUUGCCAGUGAGGAGAAGAAAAGGCUUGAGGAGAAGCAGAGAGCUGCUCGCAAAAACCGCUCCAAAUCUGACGAAGAGUGGAAGACGAGGAGUCCUGCCCUGGGUCCAAGGUGGUUUCAGCAGGGCCAAAAUCCACACACCAGCGCCCAGGACUGGCUGUUUUGCGGUGGGUACUGGGACAGGAAGUACAGCCAGCUGCCAGACAUUUACUAAAGGACAUUUCCCGCACCUGUAGGGAAUUCUGCACCGCACAAUGUCCUCACUACGGAGCAGCAUUGACUGUUUGUUUCUGUUUUUGUUUUUUGUUUUUUUAUAAAAUGGAAUUGCUACAAUACAUUAUGCAAACACUGUACUUAAACUGCGUGGCCUUAAUCAACUUUAUGAUCGUAAAACUGUGCGUAAAAAAUGUCAAUAAUCCACAUUUAAAUGUUCUGAAAUGUAAAGAUGUCUGUCGAGGAGCCGUUGUAUUCACACUGAGACGGGAUUGUUUCUGCUCACGUUGGACGUUUAGCACAGCGGGGAGCUGCUGAUGCACAAGGGGUUCAUGAUUUUAGUGUCCGGUCUUCUUUUAAAUGUUCAUAAUAAUGUUUUGAUCCUGGCUGUAUAUCUGUAUAUAUAUAUACACUUUAGAAAAACUCCAACCUUCAGUGACCUCAUCAUGUCAUUCGCAUUUCCUCUGGACUCCAAACUCAACAAAAAACCACUCGCAGUCAGAUAAUACGAGGUUCAUGUGAUUAUUAUUUCUCCUGAUGUUUUCUGCCUUGUAAAAUAAUGAGACUUCAUAAGAAAUCAGACUGUGUAUUUUCUAUCUUAAUAUCACACUUACACUAUAAGCAUUCUCUGUUCCUGUUUUCCUUGUGUUGUUCGCUGGUUUGUCUGCCGUGUUCAGUAUUUCAUAGAGCAAACGCGACAAUUGAUCUUUGUGAAGGGGUUGAUGAAUAUUUUUGCUGAAAAUCUAAAAUGUGUGUAUCAUACAACCUGUAGCACAGACUGGACGAAGCUGAGAGAAGAUUAGAAGGUCAUGAUGUAAAAAAAAAACAAAAAACAUUUUGCCUCAAUAUAGACUGUUAAAUAUUUUAUUGGAAAUCAAAAUAAAGCACUUCAGUGUA
Molecule: messenger RNA, 4318 nt
Organism: Acanthopagrus latus (yellowfin seabream)
Lineage: Eukaryota; Metazoa; Chordata; Actinopteri; Spariformes; Sparidae
Gene: osbpl1a
Product: oxysterol binding protein-like 1A
Exons: 29
Coding region: 507-3422 (971 amino acids)
Cellular component (GO): intracellular membrane-bounded organelle; membrane; cytosol
Molecular function (GO): cholesterol binding; protein binding
Source: RefSeq, a predicted model, not a curated record